This is a messenger RNA of Cicer arietinum (chickpea), 1420 nucleotides long. Its product is annotated as immune-associated nucleotide-binding protein 9. The record is from RefSeq and is a predicted model, not a curated record. Gene Ontology annotation, molecular function: GTP binding. NCBI's taxonomy places the organism in Eukaryota, Viridiplantae, Streptophyta, Magnoliopsida, Fabales, Fabaceae.
AAUGGUGGAGAUUUUCAUUAGAUUUGCUCAAGUGAAAAUGCCACCGGAGACAAUCUGCUCCCCCCAAUCGUGUUGCCUUGGUUUUGUUGUGUUCUGUUAUACUUUACUUGUUUCCUGUGUGUGCUUUGUUUCAGAAAAGUCUCUCUCUGCAGUGAUUUGUUGAAUUUGUGAUGGGUGGAAGUCCUGUUGAAGAUGAUUGGGAGUUUGCAUCCUCAAUUCCUGAGGUUCGGACAGUGGUUUUGGUUGGACGUACCGGGAACGGAAAGAGUGCAACUGGUAAUAGUAUUAUUGGAAAAAAGGUAUUCAAGUCUAGGGCUAGCUCCUCCGGCGUCACCGCCUCUUGUGAAAUGCAAACAACUGAGCUGAAGGAUGGACAGAUUGUUAAUGUUAUUGAUACUCCAGGAUUAUUUGAUUUUGCUGCUGGAUCUGAGUUUAUUGGCAAAGAAAUUGCCAAGUGCAUUGGCUUGGCCAAGGACGGGAUCCAUGCCAUCGUUGUAGUGUUCUCUGUUAGAGCACGAUUUACCGAGGAAGAAGAAAAUGCUCUACGUAGCUUGCAAACAUUAUUUGGAAGCAAUAUUGUUGAUUACAUGAUUGUGGUCUUCACUGGAGGAGAUGAACUAGAAGAUAAUGAUGAGACACUGGAUGAUUAUUUAGGCCGUGAAUGUCCAGAGCCUUUAAAGGAAAUCCUUUCUUUGUGUGGGAAUCGUUGUGUUCUCUUUGACAACAAGACUAAAGAUAAAAAGAAGCAAUUUGGACAAGUUCAAAAACUUCUCUCGUUUGUAAGCAUGAUAGUCUCACAGAAUGGUGGGCGGCCCUAUACAGAUGAGUUAUUUACAGAACUAAAGAAAGGAGCAAUGAAGCUGCAUAGCCAGCAAAGAGAGGUUGAAACCUUGGAAGGAUAUUCAAAAAAGGAGAUAUCGGAGCUUAAAAUGCAUAUGCAGCAAACUUAUGAUGACCAGCUAAAACAAAUUACUGAGAUGAUUGAGUCAAAGUUGAGGGAGGCAACUACAAGGCUUGAGCAACAAUUGGCUGAAGAGCAAGCUGCAAGACUAAGAGCAGAAGAUAGUGCAAAGGUAGCUCAGAAGAAAUCAGACGAUGAAAUACAAAAACUAAGAAAACAUCUUGAAAUGGCACAAGAAGAACUCCGCAAGCGAGGUGAUAAGGGGGGUUGUGCCAUUCUGUGAUAGUAGCUACUAACAGCUAUAUACUUAAAACUCUCAACCAGUUAUUUAAACUUUUCUUAUCAUCGUGUUGCGUUUGCUAGUACUUGUGUAUAAAUGUCGUGACUACUCUGCAAUUAUCAUUAUUCUGUGUUGAUAUCAUGCAUUAUGGAUUGAAGAUCUUUUCUAUUCUGGCUUUCAUGAUUUAAUACGUUUCUGUUCAUUUCUGUGUGCUGUGAAUAAGGUUAUUUACUCUACUA